This is a messenger RNA of Theileria equi strain WA, 1342 nucleotides long. Its product is annotated as pelota protein, putative. The coding region runs from base 201 to 1325 and encodes 374 amino acids. NCBI's taxonomy places the organism in Eukaryota, Apicomplexa, Aconoidasida, Piroplasmida, Theileriidae. Gene Ontology annotation, cellular component: cytoplasm. The transcript has 9 exons. The record is from RefSeq and is a predicted model, not a curated record. Gene Ontology annotation, biological process: ribosome disassembly; RNA surveillance; nuclear-transcribed mRNA catabolic process, no-go decay.
UUAUGAGUCUAAAUUCGUGGAAAAUUCCCACUGCUGUUCAUCGGCCCCGAAAUGAUUCUAGUGCUGACGAGUCCGCGCACCAAACACCAUUUCGUACGGCCAUUCUUUAACUUUAUAGAGGGGCCAAAGGUCCAAAAAUAGUAGCGGAAUUUCGGACACAUUGGCUAGGCAUCCAGCGCCCAGAGUAAACUGGCCAUUCAAUGCGGGUAUUGAAGCGUUUAAAGACCCAUGAUGGCGGUAUUCAGCUCAAGCUUGUCGUAGAAAGCCAUGACGAUCUCUGGUGCCUCUACAAUAUCUGCUUCAAGGGAGAUGUGAUUGAGGCGUUCACCUCAAGGAAGAUCAAGAGUGAAGGCGCUGGUUCCAUCUGUGUGAAGCAGGAGAUUAAGAAAUUUACCAUCAAACUCGCCAUUGAGUCCGUUGAAUACACGUCUUCCUACGAUGAUUUACACAUUUCCGGCAAGAACGCGUCGGAAAAUCCUUACAUCAAGAUCGGUCAAUACCAUACAGUCGAUGUGAACAUUGGAUCAACAGUUGUGCUUUACAAGGACGAAUGGAAUGGGUUUUGCGAGGGAAAACUCUCUGACGUUUCCAACUCAACAAAACAAGCGGAACUUGCGUUUUUGGUCAUUGAUAAUGGCGUUGCAACGUUCUUUUUGCUCACACAGUAUACCACGAAGCAGGUUUUCAAAAUUUACCACAAUAUACCGAUACGGAAAAGUUCAAAUUUGCGUGUUACAAAUAACCAAAAGGCAUCAGAGACGUUUUACAAGUUGAUUCUAGAAAAGUUGGCACAAUGCCUGGACUUUACCGUCUUGAAAUCAGUCGUGGUAACUGGACCAGGAAUGAUAAAGGAAUCCUUUCUCGAUUACACUCGGUCAAAUGCUCUGAAUUUGAACUAUACCGAAAUACACAAGAAUAUAAACAAGUUUGUGCUUUGCAAUUCCUCGUUUGCAGACAGAAAUGCAAUUACAGAGGUUUUAGCAAACUCUGAUACAUCGCAAAAGAUAAGCUCCAUGCAAUAUAUGGAGCAUGACAAGAUUUUAAAAGAGGUUAAAAUGAAGUUGGAAACAAACGACGAUAAAUUAUGCAUUGGAAUGGAGGAUAUAACAAAUGCUGUAGAUUUAGGAGCGGUGGAUCGCGUUCUCAUUAGUGAUUUCAUCAUUAGAAACGCAUCAGGUGAAAAACGCAAAGAGAUACAAAAACUGGUAGAUGAUAUCAAAGGACACGGCGGAAAAGUCUACUUUUUAUCAGACGCCCACUGUGCAACCGAGUAUGUCAAAAACCUUACCGGUAUAGUAGCACUCUUGCGCUUUUCAAUAGAGUGAAUUUUUACACGUGUUUA